Molecule: messenger RNA, 2478 nt
Organism: Lucilia cuprina (Australian sheep blowfly)
Lineage: Eukaryota; Metazoa; Arthropoda; Insecta; Diptera; Calliphoridae
Product: gastrula zinc finger protein xFG20-1-like
Exons: 2
Coding region: 291-2240 (649 amino acids)
Biological process (GO): regulation of DNA-templated transcription
Molecular function (GO): DNA-binding transcription factor activity, RNA polymerase II-specific; RNA polymerase II cis-regulatory region sequence-specific DNA binding
Source: RefSeq, a predicted model, not a curated record
UUCUUCUCACACUCUUUUUGUCUCUCACACUCUCACGCCUGCUGGCUCGCUCGCUCUCACACACACGCAAACCCUACUAUACCAUGUUUGACAGCUGUUAAAGAAAAAAAUAAACCGAUUUUUCGUAUCUAUUGAGUGGCAAAGUGAAGAAGAAAAAAAUUCAAUCAGAAAUCAAAAGAAAAUUUUCAUUGCAUUAAUUAUGAAAAUUUAUUAAUUAUAAGAAAAUUGUUAACAGAAAAGAAAAGUGAAUUUUUAUAGUGAAAGAAGAUUUGACGAGUAGCAACGAAACAAUGUCGGCCAUAGUUAUAAAAACGGAAAAGGAUGAAGAAUGUGAAGAUGUGAAACCAGUAAUAAAAGAAGGCGGUGGUAUAGUAAUACAACAGGCAAAUAGUGGUGUUGUAGCAGGAGGCAAUAAUGUAAGAACUAGUGCUGUGGCAACUGGGGGACCAAAAGAAAUUGUUGAAAAAACCCAGGCGGCUUUAAAGGUAGCCAACGAAGCUAAGCAAUUAAAUUUAAGAUUAAAGGAGCCCCAAAAACUUCUACAACAACAAACGACCACAAAUACUUUGGGUAAAAGAAGCAGCAGUAUAGCAGCCGAACAAUUGCAUACAGAUAACAGCAAUGAAACCACAAAUUUACCCUAUAAAGUGGGUAAUAAACGUUUUCGGGUACAAACACCCGUACAUUAUGCUAAAAAAGUAAAUACUCCACCACCACCUGCCGCUGCCGCCACACAAUUACAACCACCACCCCCAGCAGCAAGCGCUAUGGCUCCCGCAAAAUGCGGUGAAAUAUUUGUAACAAAUAAUGCCCGCAAAUGGACAUUUGUUUGUACUUUCUGCCAAAAGUCUACCCGUGAUAUAGGAGAAUUUGUAUGUCAUAUUAAAUUUAAACACAUGCCAACCGAUUAUCAAGAAGAUGAAGACUAUGAAGAAGAUGUUAAUGAUGUUUUUGUCACAGGCCAGGAAGAUAACUACAACAAUCAUGAACAAGAUUAUUUCGAUUGUACCAACUAUUUGGAUGUUAAUGUACACACUGAGUCCGAUGAACUGCCGCCACAAAAUAAUGGUGUCAAAGCUAAAUUACAAGCAAAACUAACACGACAAUCUACCGCAACAAGUGCAGCAGCAACAAAAGAUCAACACAAACGGCAAAUGGAUAAAAGUAAAUAUAUUGUUGAUCUAUUAGAUGAUGACGAAGACCAGGAACAAGGUCGUAACACUAACGAAAAGGAUAUGCAACAGAAAAACGAUAUGUUUGACUAUGAAAUGGAAGAAGAUGAAGACGGUGUCGAAAUUGUCGAUGAUGACAAUGAUGAAAUGGAACCGAUGGAAGAAGAUAAUUUAUUAUUCUUAAGAUCUAGCUCUAUAGAAGAUGCUAAUGUGGAGACGACGGGUGUUAAGGGUAGCAGUAAAAAAUAUCGUUCCCAUGUAAGGGGUAAGGCCUAUUGUAAUCUAUGCGAUAAAACUUUUCAAUACUAUUCACUAUAUCGCAAUCAUAUGAUCAAACAUUCCAAUAUAACACCGUACAAGUGUCAGUAUUGCAGUAAAGCCUUUAAAUCCAAACAGGCCAUACGUUAUCACAUGAAUACGCAUACAAAAGAAGUACAAUACACUUGUCCACUCUGUCCCAUGACCUAUGGUACCGAAAAUCAAUUUAUAACACAUGUGUUAAAUCAUGAAAGUGAUACAUGUUUCCCCUGUAUGGUGUGUGCGAAAAUUCUUAAAAGUGAUCAGGAACGUGAUGAACAUUUAUCAACACACAGCGAGGAAAGACCCUUUCCGUGUGGUUAUUGCAAUAAACGUUUUAGACAAAAGCAUCAUCUAUCGAAUCAUUUGAAAUUACACUGUCAAUAUCGUUGUGAUUUCUGCAAAGAGGAGUUCUCCUCAACGCAAACACAACGACGUCCUUAUGCCUGUGCCUCGUGUGAAGAAUAUCCCGAAAUAAGAAUACAGGUUGAGAAACAACGUUCGAAAAACUUAAAUAAUGAGGUGAAUCCUUUGGAAUUAUCCUAUGAUAAUAUGCCUACCAACGAAACGGAGGCUACCGAAUGUGUUGAUUUGGCUACGGACGAUGAAGAUGAAGAGAGCGAGAAUAGCACUAGUUUAUUGGGUGGAGCUAAUGGCCAGAAGCGUAUUUCUUGUCAAUAUUGUCCACGUUCUUAUAAACAAACUAGUGCUCUUAACUAUCAUAUAAGACAGAAACAUCCACAGAUUUGGGCCGAGAUGAAAGUAAAUUAAAUGUGUGAAAAGUGAUGCAUAUAAAGGGGAAUUUAUAAGUGUCUAUAGUCUAUGGUCUAGUCUAUCGUCUAGUCUAUAGCCUAGUCUUUAGUCUAUAGUCUAGUAUAUAGUCUAGUUUAUAGCCUAGUCUAUAUUCUUGUCUAUAUAAGCUAUUCUAUAGUCUCGUCUAUAGGGUAGUCUACACUUUAGUCUAUAAGGUAGUCUAUAGUCUAGUCUAUAAGCUAGUUUAUAAGCUAGU